This is a messenger RNA of Angiostrongylus costaricensis, 849 nucleotides long. Lineage: Eukaryota; Metazoa; Nematoda; Chromadorea; Rhabditida; Metastrongylidae. The record is from the annotation of a GenBank genome assembly.
AUGAAGAUUGAAAACCUCAAGAUGUUAGUGAAAAUAUGGAUUCCUGCUCCAGAAGCGGCUGCACCAAUCUCUACUGCAACAGUAUCGUACACACUACAAAGCAACGGAAUACAAUGUGCAUCAGCUGUGUCCUGGCAGUUUGGCUGUCGGCUGAGGAAGCAACAGCAGUUCGUGCCUAGCACAAGGUUUUCGCUUAUUGAGAAGAAGAAUAAACCGGAACACGAAUGUUCGCAAAGAUGUGUUGGAACAGAUGGAAAAGAGAAAAGUGGUUUACUGAAACUGCACAAUCGAAAGCCGGACAUAGAAGUGAAGACUCGGAAAUCGCUGUAUGAACGGUGGCCGUUUCAGAUAGAAUUGGUCAAUAGUGGAAUGUUGCUUAUCGGUGCAGCACCUUCUCGUACUCUCAAAACUUGUCAUAAUAACAAGGAGGACAAUGUACGGACAAAACUUACCAUACGUCGUCAUAUCACUGCAACAAUGAAAGUUCGUAUUUUUGGCAUUCUGGAUUGUAAAUCGUUGUUGAACUGUGAGCUUACUUGCAAAAGAUGGAGUUCUGCAAUCCUGGAAAAUCUGCAACACCUACCAAAGUUACAAACCGAUCAGAUUCGAAUUCUCUUUGACGAAGCAGAAAUUUUUAUUUUCCCAGUUGACGAGAAGAAGUGCCCAGGUCUAAAGCGGCGCUUACGUCAUCUGACAACGCAAUCUCUUUUUAUUCGUGGCCUUAUUCCCAUUGAAUCGGUUCCUGUCCUUCGUUCUCUUCUAUCACUUACACUUCGACCGCAACAAAUCUACUUCAUCUGGUGCAAAUUCAGUCCAGAUAGUGUGCCAGUGGUACUGAACAAAUUUUAA